GCAAUUUUAAAAACUCACUGCCAGUUUUGCGCGGCCAUCCUCCCUUGCAUCCGCAAUAUAGGUUGCACAGCCAUAAUUUUUUUUUUUUUUUUUGGUUUACCCUCCUAAUAGUAACCCCGCCUUCGGUUUGGGCCAUUUUCCCUCUUUCCCUCACCGUUUCCUUUCAUUGAAACAGACCGCUUGAUUACGAACUUUGAGGCCUCCAAGGAGAGAGCAAGAAAAAAAAAAAGCACACGAAAAGAGCCAAAGCUGGAACGGGCUCUUUAUUCUGGGACACGAGGGGCGGAGAAAGAGAAGAAGUGAGAUUUCAUCUCAACAUCGGCGGCGGCGCCUGCUAGGAAGAAAAGAGAACGAAAGAAUUCCAGCCGCCCAACAAAACUCUGAUUUUCUCACUAAGCAAGGCUGCGACGGCGACCUAAAAAAACACCAGGACCUUGUUUUACGGUUUCAACGCCCUCUGCCAAUUGUGCCGUUACAAGGCUCCCAGCUUUCACUUUUGAAUCCAAGGGAGAUAAACAGGGGGGAGGGGACGACGGAUAAACACCAAAAAUGGCAGAUCUGGAGCCCAACUGGCGAGUCCGCUUUCUAGCCGGCCAGCCUCCCGCAAAGGUCCGGGUGCGAAAUCUCCAGACGUCCAUUGAAGGCCCUUCCGAUGCCUGGAAUAGGAAGGGAAAGCAGCAGCCCAUCUCUGUAUCCGCCUCUGUCAUGCUCAAGGAGGCCUUUGACACAUCGUCAUCUGCCGACAGAGUGGCGGGUGAUACGGUGCAUUAUGGACUGCUCAGCAAAGCGAUUCUGGCCUCGUUGGAGGGCAAGGGACCGCAGCAUCUGGCCAACAUGGAGAAACCUGGCGAUGCGGCUAGCACAAAUCGAUUUUCAAGUUUACGAGACGUUGUGAAUACAAUCUGGGAAGAUCUUACCAACCAAGAUGCCAAUGGAAAAUCCAAGGCUACCGAUGAUGAUGAAGAAGAAGAGCAACAAGUGAAGUCGUUCCUAAAGGUCUCAACAAUUCGAUGUUUCGAACUCACUGCCCACCUCCCCAAAGCCUCGCUGCUAGGAGGCGGAGUGAGUCUCACCAGAAUAGCCCUCUUUGGACGUGACGGGGAGUCAAGGCCUCAGCCAAGGGGCAUGAGCCUCAAGAUCCAUGACCUCAGGGUUCCUACUCUCAUCGGCGUCAACGGCAACGAGAGGAAGGCGAAGCAGGUCGUUGUUGCGACCAUUGAAAUUGACAAAUUUAAUAUUGACGAGGAUGUCUUCACAAUGAUUGAAGCCGAGACCGUUGAGGUCAUGAGCUCAUCAUCGUUUGAAACACUCGAGGCGCUGGCCAACACUCUGGCUUUCCGGCUUGCCAGCUACCUGCACUCAUCCCAAGCCGGUUCGAUGAACAGAAAGGGAUGGCCAAUCAAGAUUGCACUGGAGAAGCCAAUUGCCGUUGUCCUCGCGGAUGCCGCAUGUGUGCAGUUGAGUGUCAUUUCAUCCGAAGUGCUUGGCGGGAUAUGAUAAUGAAUUAGUAAACAAACCAAGGAACAAGCCUCCUGCAACACAUAACGAACAGUAGCAUCGUGAUGGAGGCGUUGUUGGAUAACCCUGAACCAACAGCAAAAGUCGAUGCUUGAUAAUCAAUACUACCACAGAUAUCCAUUA
Messenger RNA from Trichoderma atroviride IMI 206040, 1641 nucleotides. RefSeq lists its product as uncharacterized. The record is from RefSeq and is a predicted model, not a curated record. Gene Ontology annotation, molecular function: dihydroneopterin aldolase activity. Gene Ontology annotation, biological process: folic acid-containing compound metabolic process. Lineage: Eukaryota; Fungi; Ascomycota; Sordariomycetes; Hypocreales; Hypocreaceae.